AUGGUUAACCAGCUCAAAUAUGGUCCGAUUCCAGUUCUCAAAGCCCUCAUAGAUCCUGUGUAUGUUGCUGAUGUGGCAUCUACAGUUGUUUUAGCCUUGAAAGAUGAUGGUAGCAGCAUGGGAAAAGCUGAGCUUAUGUACGAAGUGAUUCGAGAAUGGCCUCAUUAUGUUAAUGUCCCUUUCCCAGUUUCUAAGAUUGGAAAUUGGUCAAGGUGGCUAACUUAUUUAUUUGGUAUAGAUGAUGAUGAUACAUCAUUCAAAUCUUUUCAUCUCCUGAAUGCAUUAAGUGACCUGAUGAUGCUUCCUAAGGAUAUGCUGUUAGAUAGCACAAUCAGAAAAGAGGUAUGUCCGAGUUUUGGUGCAACAUUAAUAAAAGGGAUACUAGAUAGUUUUGUUCCAGAUGAGUUUUGUCCAGAUGCUAUUCCUGAAGUUGUGCUUGAAGCCCUAGAUUCAGAGGUGAGUUCAAUAUAA
This is a messenger RNA of Lactuca saligna, 471 nucleotides long. The record is from the annotation of a GenBank genome assembly. Lineage: Eukaryota; Viridiplantae; Streptophyta; Magnoliopsida; Asterales; Asteraceae.